Homalodisca vitripennis (glassy-winged sharpshooter) is the source of this 789-nucleotide messenger RNA. RefSeq lists its product as uncharacterized. The record is from RefSeq and is a predicted model, not a curated record. NCBI's taxonomy places the organism in Eukaryota, Metazoa, Arthropoda, Insecta, Hemiptera, Cicadellidae. The transcript is spliced from 3 exons. The coding region runs from base 1 to 537 and encodes 178 amino acids.
AUGUUGGCAAUCCUGAUCCUUGCAGCUGUCGCUUCCGCGGCCUCCGCCAUCAACAUCCUCCCUGUUUACGAGGAUCCGGCACAGCUAAGGCUCAAGACCCAACUGUCUCCAUUGGAGCUCCAGAGAUCCUGGUGUGCCGGGGAGUGUUCCCGUCAUGUCGCCAACAGUCCAGUGUUCGUUGUGUCCCAAUCCGAGAAAGGCUAUGACAUCCAAUUCUCUGCUACUGGCCUCAACGGAUUUGCCAAGAACCCCCUGAACGCCGGCUUCAUGAAGAGCUUGAUUGAUGAGCCAAAGGUGGCUAUCGUCACACCCGUCACCAGUUUCCCCAUCGACUUCUUCCCCGGUCUGCUGGAUGCUGAGUUCAAAAUCGAUGCCUACCAAGGGAAAUUACGUGACUUAAAGGUUCCUUCCAUGAUGUUCAUCUUCAAUGAAGCUCAAUUUAAGAAGUUCAACGAGAAGAAGGGCUACUCUCAGGUCGCCGACUUCAGCAUCAACCAGGAUAACUUCUCUCUGAUCAAGGAAUAUCCCAGUGUUUAACUUGAGUUUACCUCUUCCUGUUCACUUCCUAAGUAAGUUCAUUGCCAAAACCUUAGUUGACUUCCUCCACUAAAUUCCCACAUUCCUCUGAGAUUUUUAUCCUUAACAUUUGCUUCCCGGACUCCUACCUUGUCACUGAUGGUUACUCCAUCAUUGUAACCUCAAAUAUUCAAAUGAUUGUAUCUUAUCAUGCUCUGAUAAGAAUAGACCUAUUACCACACAGUUUGUACACUAUUUGAAAUAAAAUUGAAG